Hordeum vulgare subsp. vulgare (domesticated barley) is the source of this 751-nucleotide messenger RNA. RefSeq lists its product as uncharacterized. The record is from RefSeq and is a predicted model, not a curated record. Lineage: Eukaryota; Viridiplantae; Streptophyta; Magnoliopsida; Poales; Poaceae. Bases 76 to 483 code for a protein of 135 amino acids. The transcript has a single exon. Gene Ontology annotation, molecular function: DNA-binding transcription factor activity.
CGCACGCAGCUGAAAGCCACAGAUUCAGCUCAGCUAGCCACUACAGGAGAGGCAGAUAUCUUCCUCUCUUCUCCGAUGGAUGUGGCUCCCCAUGGCGCAGCCGCUUCCCUAGACCUGUCCCUCACGCUUGCCCCCAUGAAGCCAUCACCACCACCACCCUCCUCCUCCUCUUCCUUCUGGGCCGGCGAGGGCGACGGCGGCCAUGGUGGCCAUGCCGGCGAGGCAAGAUCGGCGCGGCUGUUCUCGUGCCUUUUCUGCGAUAAGAAGUUCCUCAAGUCGCAGGCGCUGGGUGGCCACCAGAACGUGCACAAGAGGGAGCGUGCCGGCAGCUGGAACCCGAACCUCUACGUCCAAUCCGAGCAAGGUGACCGGCCGGCCUCCGUGGCUGCAAUGGCGCCGGCGAGAUGGCCAAACCCGCGCCUUGACGUCAACGGCGAGAAGCGGAUGCAGCAGCAGCAGCUUGAUCUCAACCUCAAGCUGUAAUUAGCUACCUCGAUGGUGUGUACGUUUUUAUUAUCUUCCGUCCAAUCUUCUUUUCCUCCUUCCCUUGUUGAAGUAGCUAGCUAUUUAGUCAGCUAGAUGUGUGUGCGCAUGUUCGACCUGUGCUGUACAUAUAAUUUGGUUUGUACUACUACUACCUAUGGUCUUCCCCUGGUCUCCGAGUUGUUAAAUUACAUCAACUCCGGGUUCUAUUUUGCGAGGUUACUCAUUGCAAAUUUUGUCUCAUUGAUUUGUUCGGAUAUAUAUGGGC